This is a messenger RNA of Closterium sp. Naga37s-1, 1224 nucleotides long. Lineage: Eukaryota; Viridiplantae; Streptophyta; Zygnematophyceae; Desmidiales; Closteriaceae. The record is from the annotation of a GenBank genome assembly.
AUGGAGCACUCUAGCGCAGGUGACAACUCUGAACCGGCCAACACCACCCCGAACACCUCUAGUCUAAGUCCCCAUGCUGAACCCCCGCUCCCUCUAGAUCUGCCAGAGGCAGAAGAGUCCCAGAUCGCUGCUCAGACACUCGCCAACACUCAGCCCUCCACCGCAACCACCGUCACUCCAGCUGACUGGGGGGUCUACCAGAUCCCUUCCCCCACAGCCUCUUACGACGCCGACGACGACUAUGGUAUCGGUGCUGACAUGGACAAUGUCGCAACUCUGGGCGAGGUAGAGGAGGAGCAAACGGAGCAGGAGACAGCCCCCACAUCUGAAACUACAGCUCCUUCACGGCGAUCUACAGGCAGGACUCUCCCUCGCUGGACCCCCGAAGAAGAAUGCGAGGUCCUAGCCGCGUUCAUCACCAGGCAGGCACAGAUCCGAGCGCGCACUGGGCAGCAAGGCCGCAGUUGGUACCCAUUAAUCCAGCAAGAGCUUCUGGAGCAGAAUCCCCGCUGGCGUCACGAUGUAGCAGCGCUCAAAGCGAAGUACAAUCGCAUGAAGGAGCAAUGGCGCAAGAUCAACGACCGCAGCAAGCGCUCCGGGGCGGGCCGCGCUACUGGUCUCCCUGCUUGGUAUCACCUCGGCGAGACUUUAUGGGAACCCGAGACAACUAGCACUGCUGCUGAUACAUCCGCUCCUACUAACGGUCUGGUAUCGUCCGCACCUUUGAAUCCCUCCUCCCCCUCUCGCGCUCCGCCACCCGUUGGAGACACCCCUUCCCGUCGCGGGCCCCUCUCUCCCUUGUCGCCAGACACAAUCCCGCUUGCGUCUCCGACAUCCGGUCCGCCUGAUUCAGGUGCGACGACGGGUGUCUCGAUCCGCAGUCGUCGCCAAAUCUGGGGAGCGCGCCCGGCGACUGAUGGGAAAGAAGGGUGCAGCCGCAACGCGUGGUAUCAGUAUCUACGCAAACAGACCGACGGCAAAGACGGGCAGCGGGGAAGGGGAGGUACAAAGGGCAUCGGUCGCAACUCCGCAGGGAGACCGAAAUCCGCGAGCACGGCAGAACUGGUGCGCGAGCUACGUGACCACAAUGAUAAGCGGCAAGAUGAGAAGUGGGAGAAGUUCGAGACUCUUACCCGUGAGGUGCUUCGGAGCUUCGCGGAUGAGCGACGCAGUAGGAGGCGAAGAUCGCCGCAGUCCACCUCCUCAUCCGAAGACGAGGCGUGA